CUCAUUCACACACACACACAAACACACGUAUGGGAGACGACUUGGCAUGCUGUGAGCCCAAAUAACCGAUGACAGUGGAGAAAAGAGCAUUUCUUAUGAAUGAGUGUGUCAGAAGUGACUCGGUCAAGCAUCGCUGGAUUGGUUGGAUCCCUAAAGCAGGACUGGUUACAGAAGCUAGUCACUUCGCAUGUAGACCAUAGUGUAGACUGGGGUGUAUGAUUAGAAACUGGGAUCGAGUUCACUCCUGUGUUUGUGCAAAGUAGAACGAAUUGCUACGCGAGGGGCAAAGAGCAAAGUCCAGGGGUCCUGUAAGGUGCUGAGUAUGUCUUUUGCAGUGGUGCGACCAACCCCAAGUCAUUUCCUGUGCUCUGAGAUCAGCAUGCACUCCGAGGACGAUGACAACGGCAGUGAGGGUUCUGGAUCUGAUGACAAGUCCUUCCGAAUGGCUGGCCACGGCUAUGGCGCAUUUAAGUUGGGUGCUCGAAAAAAGAGAUACAGCUGCCGACCUGUAGCAGCUCCCAGCGAGCUCCGUUCUCAGAUCGUGGAGAUACACCAGAGGAACGCGGCGAACGCCCGAGAGCGGGACCGCACGAACAGUGUGAACACAGCGUUCACUGCUCUGAGGACACUCAUACCUACCGAACCAGCUGACAGGAAGCUGUCUAAGAUUGAGACGCUGAGGUUGGCCUCCAGCUACAUCUCGCACCUGGGGAACGUGCUGCUGGUUGGAGAGGAGUGUGGAGACAGCCAACCUUGCCUUAGGAGCUCGGGAGCCGUGUAUCAUCACCUCCACAAUCUUCCAAAGAGCUCGACACCCAGCCCAGACUCAGAAAACUCACAGCCCAAACAGAUCUGCACAUUCUGCCUUAGUAACCAGAGACGACUGAACAAAGACAGAGAAAGAAAAACUGCAUUAAGAAGUUAAUGAGGAGGAGAAGAGAGAGUAAAAGAGCAUUUCCAUCACAUCUGCCUGAAGGAGCGCGCCGGAGCGUAUUAAACAUUUAGUGUAAAUUUGCUGUAAAUAAGCUGUUUAAUUGAAAGCAACACUUCUUAACCAAGUAACAACUUUCUGGUGGAUGGCGUCAUAAUGGACAACUACACUGCAUUCCAGACUUACAUAUUUAGAAGCCAAAAACUAUGUGAAUUUCAUCAUAACCUCUUUUUUGUUUUAUAUAGAGGUGAUAUACUUUUAUACAUACGUGAUAAGAAUGAAGAGGAUGAUUUGUAAUUUAAAAAC
Molecule: messenger RNA, 1237 nt
Organism: Carassius auratus (goldfish)
Lineage: Eukaryota; Metazoa; Chordata; Actinopteri; Cypriniformes; Cyprinidae
Product: basic helix-loop-helix transcription factor scleraxis-like
Exons: 2
Coding region: 323-925 (200 amino acids)
Biological process (GO): regulation of transcription by RNA polymerase II; developmental process
Molecular function (GO): protein dimerization activity; RNA polymerase II transcription regulatory region sequence-specific DNA binding; DNA-binding transcription factor activity, RNA polymerase II-specific
Source: RefSeq, a predicted model, not a curated record